Myxocyprinus asiaticus (Chinese sucker) is the source of this 962-nucleotide messenger RNA. Its product is annotated as FERM and PDZ domain-containing protein 4-like. The record is from RefSeq and is a predicted model, not a curated record. Gene Ontology annotation, molecular function: protein binding. Lineage: Eukaryota; Metazoa; Chordata; Actinopteri; Cypriniformes; Catostomidae. Bases 444 to 962 code for a protein of 172 amino acids. The transcript has 8 exons.
UGGAGAAUACAGGGGAAAGUUGCGUCUAGCGGCUGAGAGGGAACGCACACGGCAGGGAUCCACCGGAGAUGUGAGAGGUCCCGGCGGCCACCCAUCCCCCUGUCUGCUCCAGAAGACUCCAGGGCAAUGACCUGGGAGAACUAAGAGCUUCUGCGGGUGGCUCGCUAAGAGCUUUCUGUAAACCCCCACCUGUGCAACUGCCAGCGGGCACUUGAGAUGCCCAAAUAGGAGGGCAUGACUGGUGGGGCUGAAACCGGUUGAUGCAUACAAACGCUCCUUGAGAAACAGUGGCUCUCUCAACCUACACUGAGGUAUUGAGGACUGUGGACCGUGAUAAGAGUAUAAGCUAUCUUCGGCACCUUAUCUAGAAACAUCGUGAAUGUGUGCAAAUCAGAGCCAGCCCCAGCAACGGUUCCCCCAGUCCGGUUCUGUCCUCUCAGGGGAUGGCCAGGGUCCAGGAUGGACACACAGAGGAAUAUGACAGCUCUGUGAUGUUAGAGGAGGGUCAGGAUGGUAUGGACAUUGGUAGUCUGACUGCUGGUUCAGCUCGAAAGGUCUGCAUCCAACGCCAUCCAAUUCACGGCUUCGGUUUCAUCGCUGGCAGUGAACGGCCUGUCGUUGUACGCUCUGUCUCUGCAGACGGACCAUCAAGUGGCAAGCUUUUCCCUGGAGAUCAGAUCCUCGCCAUCAACCAAGAGCUUGUGAGCGACGCGCCCAGGGAGAAAGUCAUAGACCUUGUAAGACACUGCAAAGACUCCAUUGUUCUUACGGUGCUGCAACCGCAACAGUCACCUAAAUCUGCCUUCAUAAGUGCAGCCAAGAAAGCUCGACUGCGAACCAAUCCCCCCAAAGUGCGCUUUUCAGAGCAAGUGUCCAUCAGCGACCCAGACUCAUCUGAUAUCUGCCUUGCGAGCAAGGAAGAGUCCACACUACACCCUUGGGUGCUGGUCGCACCAAUUUAA